Messenger RNA from Entelurus aequoreus (snake pipefish), 3704 nucleotides. RefSeq names its product cyclin Pas1/PHO80 domain containing 1 (gene cnppd1). Gene Ontology annotation, biological process: regulation of cyclin-dependent protein serine/threonine kinase activity. Bases 133 to 1389 code for a protein of 418 amino acids. NCBI's taxonomy places the organism in Eukaryota, Metazoa, Chordata, Actinopteri, Syngnathiformes, Syngnathidae. The transcript has 8 exons. Gene Ontology annotation, molecular function: cyclin-dependent protein serine/threonine kinase regulator activity; protein kinase binding. Gene Ontology annotation, cellular component: cyclin-dependent protein kinase holoenzyme complex; nucleus. The record is from RefSeq and is a predicted model, not a curated record.
UGCGAACAGCAGGACGUUUGUGACGUCACUACUGGUUGAGGGUGUGUUGCAAUCGGCAGCGAAGGUGUCCAGGCCAAACAGUCGUCUUUUCAACAUCAGCCGGACUAAUGUUGAACCGUUACUAACUUGGACAUGGAUUUCAACUCUUUAUUCAACGAUACAGCUAUUCAGUUUUCGGACUUCCACGAGUUCACGUUUCUUCCUGGACACCAGAAGUUGUCUGAGCGAGUGAGAAAGCGACUGUAUUAUGGCCUGGAUCAAGAUGUGUCCCUUGAAGUUCUCUCCUCCCCAGUGACGGAUAUAGCUGUUGAAAUCUUCCAGAAAAAUGCCCCGAGCCCAAUACGGAAACUACACAAGAAGUAUGCUGCGCAUGUCGCCAGGGAGGCUUGCAUUUCACCAUGUGCCAUGAUGCUGGCUCUGGUUUACAUCGAAAGGCUCCGUCAUAGAAACCCUGAAUACCUGCAAAAGAUUUCCUCUUCUGACCUCUUCCUGAUCUCCAUGAUGGUUGCCAGCAAGUAUUUGUAUGACGAAGGGGAGGAAGAAGAGGUUUUCAAUGACGAGUGGGGAACAGCUGGGAAACUGGACGUUAAUACGGUUAACAAGCUGGAGAGGAAUUUCCUGAACGCCAUUGAGUGGAGUCUCUUCACAGAGUCAAAAGACUUCUUUGAUGCCCUGAGCCAACUAGAGACCAGCAUUGCAGAGCGUCAGGGCAUGAAGCGAGGCUGGUUUACCUACACUGACCUAUGUGUGUUACUUGAGCAAUCAACAUGGAGCCAAGCACUUACAGCAAUCUACCAGCACUUUACCAAGGUCUCCUGUAUGCUCGGAUUUUUGUACCUGACGAGUGUGGCUGGCCUCAUUGCCAGCAGCACCGUGCUGCACCAACUCUCUCUCUUUCCAAGCGGCCACACUCUAUUGCCACGCCCCACAAACGUCUCCCCGGCACACUUUCGCACCACAGAAGCUCCCGCCACACUCCACCACCUCCCCUGUUGCACUCCAACCAACGAGAGUCUGAACGGUCACACCAAAGUGCUUGGAGUGACCCGACCUCACAGUCCAGAUUCUGUCCAGGCCACCUCAAAGACAUCCAUCGUGUAUCUCUGGAGCUCACUGCUCACCUCUGUGGGCUCCACAUGUCCAGAAAUAGAGUCUGAUUCCACAGCUUCCACUUUUUGUCGUGGCUGUCAUAGCAGCCUUCCUCAACCGGAGUGUUUGCUGAGGAACGGCUCGACCGUGUUUACCCAUCAUGCAUCAUGGCUGACCUCCAUCUUCCUUGAAGGCGCUAACUCCAACCUAGCAAUGUUUCCACCUGUGCAGCUGGAACUUUGUCAUCCACAAUUGUUGUUACUUGUAGACAAGACCCAAGCUCUCCUUAUGCCCGGUUAGCAGCAGACAGAUCCAGCUGCUAAAUCAAAGAAAUAGAAAGGAAACCAGCACAGUUUUUAUAACAACCAUACAUUUUUAUUUACAUUAAUCAUAUCUAGAACACACAGGAAGCGCACAUCUCAUAUUUCACUAGUGUGUAAAAACCCUUCAAUCACUUUCUUUGACUGCAGAGAUCAUUAUUUUAAGAGGAUUUGCACUGCUUUUCUUUUGUUGGGCUGCAACUAAGCUAGUUUGCCUGAUAUUUGCUUGAAAAUGUAAGGAUUUUGUGAUGAGUGCUGUGAACGAUCGCCGCUAAAAAGGAUUUAAGUAAGUUGAUUUAAGUGACGGUGCUGGGUGAGAAGAACAAAUAUAACCGACCGGUUUAGUCUCAGGCUUUGUUUUCACUGCAAUACAUUUUUUUUCUUGUCACAAACAGGUCACACCUGCACAAGGCUGCAAGCACUGUUCUUCUAAAUAGAAAAGAGACAUGCAAAACCUUAAUGUUUUUACCUUUAUGGCUGCAUACAGAAAUCUUAAAGUGACUGUUUGCAAUUUGCUGUAAGUUAAAUUUUUACGUUUAAGAACACCACCAGCUAAAUUAUGUUAACAUUUGUAGUGAAAAAAUAUUGUUUUCACAAUUACCAAUUAUAUAUAAUAAAAAUAGUUUGUCGUCCCAGGAUUAAGACUGCCGUUACGUGCACACCCAGAGCACGUCUAGGGAUGUAACAAUAAACAAUAUUAAUGAUAACCACGGUAAAACUCCCGAUGUUUAGUAUUGCCAUUUUAAAUUAAAAUGAUCCAAAAAAACGCGAUUGAUAAUUGCUCUUUGAUAAACUCACAGAUUGGCGGCUGCUCACUAGCUUAAAUGCUAACAUAAAAUCAAGAGACAUUAACGUCUUCACCCAUUAAGAAACGACAUACCCCAAUCCAACGACAUUGCUGUCUAAAACUAAGCCAUUCAAUUGUGCACAUCAAGCCUACAAACUGCUCUCCUAAAACAGGAUGAUCGUUCUAUACUCUAGAGGUGUUUUUUACGGUGCCUUCAAAGACCGCUGAACAGAGUAGGACGCCACAACUCUCCACCAGAAAAAAAAAAAUGAUUGUAUUUGGUACGUACAUUCAUUUGAACAAAUCUUACAGUGCUUAUGUACAAACUAAUAUUUACAAAAUAAAAGCGUAGCCAUUAAAAAGGAUAUAAUACGAAGACAAGCAUCAGUGAAGCAUAAGAAACACAAACAUGUAAAAUAGUGGGUUUUAUAACUGUAUUUGUUUUGAUUAUUUAAGAAAAUUAUAACUCAAUCAAAAUAUUUCAGUGUGUAAAGGUACUUUUUGUGCACAUUAAACAAUACCACGAUAAUAAUAACCGUGAUAUGAAAUGUUUUUAUGGUUACAUCCCAAAGCACGUCUGCAUACACAAAAGCAGUCCCAGAGAAGCAACUAACAAUUUGCAGUCAUGUUUUUAUGGUGGGAUGUACAUUUCAUGGUAGCUAACCUUUGCCAAAAUUGCUAUCAUUAGUUGACAACAAAGGGUGGAAUCGAACAAUUAGAACACUUUGGAAAGUUAGCGCCGUCUAGACACCUGCGUAAGCCCGUAAGGUUUGCAAACAGUCACUUUAAACCAGGGGUGUGAAACGUACAGCCCGAGGGCCGGAUCAGGCCCGCGAACGGAUUUAAUCCGGCCCGUGAGAGGAGUUUGCUAAGUAUAAAAAUUAACCUGAAAUGUUUUAAUGAAAGAAACAGCUGUUCCAAAUGUGUCCACUGGAUGUCACAAUAGCAAUUAUUCGUAUCUUUGUAGAUGAUGCUACAUAUGUACAAAAAAACACAUGAUGUGAGUACAUCAGUCGAGGGAUAUAAUACCUGGGAUUUAUAUAGCGCUUUUCUAAGUACCCAAAGUCGCUUUACAUGUCGAACCCAUCAUUCAUUCACACCUGGUGGUGGUAAGCUACUUUCAUAGCCACAGCUGCCCUGGGGUAGACUGACGGAAGCGUGGCUGCAAUUUGCGGCAACGGCCCCUCCGACCACCACCAUCAUUCAUCAUUCAAUUCACAACGGACGCAAUUUAUUUUUGGAUGGUAAGAGGCGGGGAGCGAACCUGCAACCCUCAGGUUUCUGGCACGGUUGCUCUACCCACUACGCCAUGCCGCCCCAAUUAUCAAAUUAUCAAACUACAUCAAUAACAUACUGUAAUUUGAUAUUGAUAUAAUUUUUUAUCUUGAUUAAAAAUUAACACCAAUAAGUUGAUUGAUGAACAUUAUCACAUAAUUUGUUCAGAAAAUAUAAAUAACAAAUAAAGUAUAUAUACUAUUAACCGCAACAGGUAAUUGUAAAAAACAAAA